AUGGACAGGGAAAUGGCCCAGGACAGGGAGCUGGUCAUGGCCAGGGAAGUGGCCCAGGACAGGGAAGUGGCCAGGGAGCUGGUCGUGGCCAGGGAAGUGGCCCAGGACAGGGAGCUGGUCGUGGCCAAGGAAGUGGCCCAGGACAGGGAGCUGGAGCUGGUCAGGGAAGUGGAGCUGGUCAGGGACGUAGCUCAGGACAGGGAACUGGUCAUGGACAGGGAAAUGGCCCAGGACAGGGAGCUGGUCAUGGCCAGGGAAGUGGCCCAGGACAGGGAAGUGGCCAGGGAGCUGGUCGUGGCCAGGGAAGUGGCCCAGGACAGGGAAGUGGCCAAGGAGCUGGUCGUGGUCAGGGAAGUGGCCCAGGACAGGGAGCUGGUCGUGGUCGGGGAAGUGACCCAGGAGAGGGAGCUGCUGGUCAGGGAAGUGGAGCUGGUCAGGGAUGUAGCUCAGGACAGGGAACUGGUCAUGGACAGGGAAAUGGCCCAGGACAGGGAGCUGGUCGUGGCCAGGGAAGUGGCACAGGACAGGGAGCUGGUCGUGGUCGGGGAAGUGACCCAGGAGAGGGAGCUGGACAGGGAGCUGGUGAGGGAAGUGGAGCUGGUCGUGGCCAGGGAAAUGGCCCAGGACAGGGAGCUGGUGAGGGAAGUGGAGCUGGUCGUGGCCAGGGAAGUGGCCCAGGAGAGGGAGCUGGUCAGGCAAGUGGCCCAGGACAGGGAGCUGGUCGUGGCCAGGGAAGUGGCCCAGGAGAGGGAGCUGGGAAGUGGCCCAGGAGAGGGAGCUGGUCGUGGCCAGGGAAGUGGCCCAGGAGAGGGAGCUGGUCGUGGCCAGGGAAGUGGCCCAGGAGAGGGAGCUGGUCGUGGCCAGGGAAGUGGCCCAGGAGAGGGAGCUGGUCGUGGCCAGGGAAGUGGCCAAGGCCAAGGAACUGACCAGGGAAGUGGCCAAGGCCAAGGAACUGACCAGGGAAGUGGCCAAGGCCGGGGAACCGACCAGGGAAGUGGUCAGGGAAGUGGUGGUGGAGCUGCCCAAGGUUGGGGAAGUGGUGAAGGAAGUGAUCAUGGCUGGGGAAAUGGCCCACGACAGGGAGCUGGUCAGGGAAGUGGCAAAGGCCUGGGAACUGAUCUGGGAAGCGGCCAAGGCCGGGGAACUGAUCUGGGAAGCGGCCAAGGCCGGGGAAGUGGCCGGGGGGCUGGCCAAGGACAGAGAAGUGGUCAAGGAAGUGGUCUGGGAAGUGGCCAAGGUCAGGAAAGUGGUCAGGGAAGUGGUCUGGGAAGUGGCCAAGCAUGGGGAAAUGGCCAAGGCCAGGAUAGUGGUCUGGGAAGUGGCCAAGGACAGGGAAGUGUCCAAGGACCGGGGAGUGGCCCAGGACAGGGAGCUGGUCAGGGAAGUACCGCUAGAGUUAGUCAAGGCCCGGGAAGUGGUCAGGGAAUUGGUCAGGGAAGUGGCCAAGGACAGGAAAGCCUUCAGGGAAGUGGUCCAGGCCUGGGAGCUGGCCAAGGACAGGCAAGUGGCCCCGGAGCUGGCCAAGGACUGGGAAGUAGCCGUGGAAGUGGCCAGGAAAGUGGCCAAGGAGCUGGUCAGGGAAGUGGUCAGGGAACUGGACAAGGUCAGGGAACUGGCCAGGGAACUGGCCAAGGACAGGGAACUGGCCAGGGAAGUGGCCAAGGCCAGGGAAGUGGUUUGGAAAGUGGCCAUGGGCAGGGAAGUGGUCAGGGAACUGGCCAAGGACGGGGAACUGGCCAAGGACUGGGAAGUGGCCCGGGGGCUGGCCAAAGAAAGGGAACUGGUCUGGGAAGUGGUCAAGGCCAGGGAGCUGGUCAGGGAAGUGGCCGUGGAGCUGGCCAAGUCUGGGGAAGUGGCCAAGGAAGUGGUCACGGCCGGGGAAGUGGUCAGGGAAUUAGUCAGGAAAGUGGCCAAGGAGCUGGUCAGGGAAGCGCUCGAGGCAGGGGAACUGAUCUGAAAAGUGGUCAAGGCCAGGGAAGUGGUCAGGGAAGUGGCCAAGGACAGGGAACUGAUCUGGGAAGUGGCCAAGGACUGGAAAGUGGUCAAGGCCAAGGAACUGGCCUCGGAAGUGUCCAGGGAACUGGCCAAGGAUGGGGAACUGGCCAAGGACGGGGAACUGGCCAAGGACGGGGAAGUGGUUUGGAAAGUGGCCAAGGACGGGGAACUGGCCAAGGACUGGGAAGUGGUUUGGAUAGUGGCCAAGGGCAGGGAAGUGGUCCAGGCCAAGGAACUGGCCUGGGAAGUGUCAAGGGAACUGGCCAAGGUCGGGGAACUGGUCUGGGAAGUGGCCAAGGACUGGGAAGUGGCCCGGGGGCUGGCCAAGGACAGGGAACUGGUCUGGGAAGUGGUCAAGGCCAGGGAGCUGGCCAAGGACAAGCAAGUGGCCCAGGAGCUGGCCAAGGACUGGGAAGUAGCCGUGGAAGUGACCAUGAAACUGGCCAAGGAGCUGGUCAGGGAAGUGGUCAGGGAAUUGGUCAGGGAAGUGGCCAAGGACAGGAAAGUGGUCAGGGAAGUGGUCCAGGCCUGGGAGCUGGCCAAGUACACGCAAGUGGCCCGAGAGCUGGCCAAGGACUGGGAAGUAGCAAUGGAAGUGGCCAGGAAACUGGCCAAGGAGCUGGUCAGGGAAGUGGUCAGGGAACUGGACAAGGUCAGGGAAGCGGACAAGGCAGGGGAACUGGUCUGGGAAGUGGCCAAGGCCAGGGAAGUGGUCAGGGAACUAGUUGGGGAAGUGGUCAAGGAAUUGGCCUAGGCUGGGGCAGUGCUCAAGGCUGGGGCAGUGGUCAAGGCCAGGGAAUUGGACAGGGCAGUGGCCCGGGGGCUGGCCAAGGACAGGGAAGUGGCCGUGGAAGUGGUCAGGAAAGUGGCCAAGGAGCUGGCCAGGGAAGUGGCCCGGGGGCUGGCCAAGGACUGGGAAGUAGCAAUGGAAGUGGCCAGGAAACUGGCCAAGGAGCUGGUCAGGGAAGUGGUCAGGGAACUGGACAAGGUCAGGGAAGCGCACAAGGCAGGGGAACUGGUCUGGGAAGUGGCCAAGGACAGGGAAGUGGUCUGGGAAGUGGCCAUGGGCAGGGAAGUGGUCUGGGAAGUGGCCAUGGCCAGGGAACUGGUCAGGGAACUGGUCAAGGCCAGGGAAGUGGUUUGGAAAGUGGCCAAGGGCAGGGAAGUCGUCCAGGCCAAGGAACUGGCCUGGGAAGUGUCCAGGGAACUGGUCUGGGAAGUGGUCAAGGCCGGGGAACUGGUCAGGGAAGUGGCCAAGGCCAGAGAGCUGGUCAGGGAACUGGUCAAGGCCAGGCAAGUGGCCAAGCACAGGGGAGUGGCCCAGGACAGGGAGCUGGUCAGGGAAGUGGCCAAGGCCAGAGAGCUGGUCAGGGAACUGGUCAAGGCCAGGCAAGUGGCCAAGCACAGGGGAGUGGCCCAGGACAGGGAGCUGGUCAGGGAAGUGGCCGUGGAGCUGGCCAAGUCUGGGGAAGUGGUCAGGGAAUUAGUCAGGGAAGUGGCCUGGAAAGUGGCCGAGGAGCUGGUCAGGGAAGCGCUCGAGGCAGGGGAACUGGUCUGAAAAGUGGUCAAGGCCAGGGAAGUGGCCAAGGACAGGGAAAUGAUCUGGAAAGUGGUCAAGGCCUGGAAAGUGGUCAAGGCCAAGGAACUGGCCUCGGAAGUGUCCAGGGAAGUGGCCAAGGCCGGGGAACUGGUCUGGGAAGUGGCCAAGGCCGGGGAACUGGUCUGGGAAGUGGCCAAGGACAGGGGAGUGGCCCGGGGGCUGGCCAAGGACAGGGGAGUGGCCCGGGGGCUGGCCAAGGACAGGGGAGUGGCCCGGGGGCUGGCCAGGGACAGGGAAGUGGUUUGGAAAGUGGCCAAGGGCAGGGAAGUGGUCCAGGCCAAGGAACUGGCCUGGGAAGUGUCCAGGGAACUGGCCAAGGCCGGGGAACUGAUCUGGGAAGUGGCCAAGGACUGGGAAGUGGCCCGGGGGCUGGCCAAGGACAGGGAACUGGUCUGGGAAGUGGUCAAGGCCAGGGAGCUGGUCAGGGAAGUGGUGGUGGAGCUGGCCAAGGUUGGGGAAGUGGCCAAGGAAGUGAUCAUGGCUGGGGAAAUGGCCCACGACAGGGAGCUGGUCAGGGAAGUGGCCCAAGAGUUGGUCAAGGCCAGGGAAGUGGUCAGGGAACUAGUUGGGGAAGUGGUCAAGGAAUUGGCCUAGGCUGGGGCAGUGCUCAAGGCUGGGGCAGUGGUCAAGGCCAGGGAAUUGGACAGGGCAGUGGCCCGGGGGCUGGCCAAGGACAGGGAAGUGGCCGUGGAAGUGGUCAGGAAAGUGGCCAAGGAGCUGGCCAGGGAAGUGGCCCGGGGGCUGGCCAAGGACAUGGAAGUAGCCAUGGAAGUGGCCAAGGAGCUGGUCAGGGAAGUGACCAGGGAACUGGACAAGGUCAGGAAAGUGGUCGAAGCAGGGGAAGUGGUCAAGGCCAGGGAAGUGGUCUAGGAACUGGUCAAGGACAGGGAAGUGGCCAGGGAACUGGUCAAGGACAGGGAAGUGGCCAAGGACAGGGAAGUGGUUUGGAAAGUGGCCAAGGGCAGGGAAGUGGUCCAGGCCAAGGAACUGGCCUGGGAAGUGUCCAGGGAACUGGCCAAGGCCGGGGAACUGAUAUGGGAAGUGGCCAAGGACUGGGAAGUGGCCCGGGAGCUGGCCAAGGACUGGGAAGUGGCCAGGAAAGUGGCCAAGGAGCUGGUCAGGGAAGUGGCCAAGGACAGGAAAGUGGUCAAGGAAGUGGUCCAGGCCUGGGAGCUGGCCAAGGACAGGCAAGUGGCCCGGGAGCUGGCCAAGGACAGGGAAGUGGCCAGGAAAGUGGCCAAGGAGCUGGUCAGGGAAGUGGUCAGGGAACUGGACAAGGUCAGGGAAGCGGACGAGGCAGGGGAACUGGCCAGGGAAGUGGCCAAGGCCAGGGAAGUGGCCAAGGACAGGGAAGUGGUUUGGAAAGUGGCCAAGGGCAGGGAAGUGGUCCAGGCCAAGGAACUGGCCUGGGAAGUGUCCAGGAAACUGGCCAAGGUCGGGGAACUGGUCUGGGAAGUGGUCAAGGCCGGGGAACUGGUCUGGGAAGUGGCCAAGGCCGGAGAGCUGGUCAGGGAAGUGGCCUAGGCCGGGGAACUGAUCUGGGAAGUGGCCAAGGACUGGGAAGUGGCCCGGGGGCUGGCCAAGGACAGGGAACUGGUCUGGGAAGUGGUCAAGGCCAGGGAGCUGGUCAGGGAAGUGGUGGUGGAGCUGGCCAAGGUUGGGGAAGUGGCCAAGGAAGUGAUCAUGGCUGGGGAAAUGGCCCACGACAGGGAGCUGGUCAGGGAAGUGGCCUAAGAGUUGGUCAAGGCCAGGGAAGUGGUCAGGGAACUAGUUGGGGAAGUGGUCAAGGAAUUGGCCUAGGCUGGGGCAGUGCUCAAGGCUGGGGCAGUGGUCAAGGCCAGGGAAUUGGACAGGGCAGUGGCCCGGGGGCUGGCCAAGGACAGGGAAGUGGCCGUGGAAGUGGUCAGGAAAGUGGCCAAGGAGCUGGCCAGGGAAGUGGCCCGGGAGCUGGCCAAGGACAUGGAAGUAGCCAUGGAAGUGGCCAAGGAGCUGGUCAGGGAAGUGACCGGGGAACUGGACAAGGUCAGGGAAGUGGUCGAGGCAGGGGAAGUGGUCAAGGCCAGGGAAGUGGUCUAGGAAUUGGUCAAGGCCAGGGAAGUGGCCAGGGAAGUGGCCAAGGACGGGGAAGUGGUCAGGGGCGGGGAAGUGGUCAGGCAAGUGGUCGGGGAAUUUCUCGAGGUCAGGGAACUGAACUAGAACGUGGUCAAGGAACUGGUCAAGGCUGAGGAAUUGGUCAAACAAGUGGUCAAGUUUGGGGAAGUGGUCAGGGAAGAGGUCAAAGUUGGGGAAGUGGUCAAGGCCAGGGACAUGGCCAGGGAACUGGUCAUAAUCAGGGAAAUGGACAUUGAAAUGGUCUUGUUUUCUGCAUAAUAUUUCUCCUCUGGAAAUUAAAUGAAUUAAAAAGUAAAGGUAAUUUGC
Molecule: messenger RNA, 6013 nt
Organism: Carassius auratus (goldfish)
Lineage: Eukaryota; Metazoa; Chordata; Actinopteri; Cypriniformes; Cyprinidae
Product: fibroin heavy chain-like
Exons: 5
Coding region: 1-5820 (1939 amino acids)
Source: RefSeq, a predicted model, not a curated record